GGCUGCUGGCCUGGCUGAUGUUUUCUGCUGCUCCACCGGUGCCUCCUGCUCCAGGCAGCCCUCUGUCAGACAGAGAGUACCAGAUCUUCUUUGCCGUCCUGCAGCCCUACUGGAAGGCAGACCUGACCUGCCAGCUGCGCCAGGCACGUGGCUGCCUCAGCCCUGCCAUCCUGCAGCUGGACCGGGAGGAGAACCAUGGCCGUAUCCCCAAAGGGCCAGUCUGUUCUAACUUCCCGGAGGCACCGUGGUUUCAGACCUUCUGCCAGUUCUCCCAGUACCGCUGCUUCAAACGCCAGUUCUACACCAAGAGAAUGCCAUGUCAGAGUUUGUCUCCUCCAAAAAACCUUCCCAUGAUGGAGCAACCUCAUGCUGUGGACUCCUGGGCAAGGGACAAAAGCUCCCCUAUGGAAGAAGGGCAGGCUUUCCUCUCGCCUGCUGAUGCCCUGCUGCGUGCCAGUGUGGAUGAUCUCCUCAAAUACUCCUACGCACUGUCAAGUCAGCAACUGCUGCCCGGGAAGCUCUCCCCAGCCACACCAGUGGAGCUGAGACCUCUGCAGGACUGGAGGCCGCCUGUGCUCGCACCGACCUUGCUGGUCCCAGCUGCCCCUCCCACCUUGCCUCCCAGUCUGGAAUCCCCUGCCCAGGCAGAGGAAGCCUGGGAGCAACGCCUGCAGAGGAGCGUCUGGCAGCUGAUCCACGUGGCCCUCUCUUUGGAGACAUCCUUGGUCCCCAAGAGCUCUUCUCUGAACCCCAGCACCAAGUUAGACCCAAGGCUAGGUCACACGUCGCACAGCACCAAGGAGGAGGUACAGAAAGCAGCCACUCGUGGCAGGGGAGGGGAAAACCUGUCUCCCCAGUUGGCGGGGUACAGCAUGCCACCUGUGCAGGGCUGUCCUUAUGUGCACAGGCUGGUUCAUGCCCCUACCCUGAGCAGCUGUCUUUCAGCCUUGAAGAAGGAGGAGGCAAUGACAAUCCUGUGCUAUGCAGUGCUGGAGGGAAGCUGCCUUUCAUUAGCAGUCACUGAGGCCUGGAAGGAGAUGGAAGGAAGAGUCCUUGGGUUUGGAGAUUCGGUGUGCGACAGCUUUGGGCGGCAGCACAUGGACCUGUGCCCUAACUGUGCUUUCUGCUCACUGAAGAGGGAGCAGUGUCAGAACAUCAAAAACCUAAACCGUGUUCACUGCAACACAGGCAGCUUCAUCAACUACAUCAACCCUCAGAUCUCAACCCAGCACCAGGCUGCAGGCAACAAGACUACCUCCCCAGAGUCCUCAGAGUACCACAGCGUGGAGGUUUUCAGAAGGCUGAGGGUGGAAUACUGGUGCAGCCGGAUAGCUAUCCGUGGCUGUGAGGACCCUCGUGUGACCCUCUGGCUGAAAGCAGAGUACGCUGCCUUCCAAGAUGAUGGACAUGCCCCAAGCCAGAUCUGCGACUCAGAUGGACUUCAGCAUCCCAACUACUGCAUGUUCAAGAGCCACCAGUGCCUCCAGCAGAGCCUCUACAAUCAGAGGGUGUCUCGCCGCAGCUGCCGCAAAAAUGAGACACACCGGGUGCUGACUGAGAAGGAAGGACAGGAGGAGGUGUCGCUGUGGCACCAGAGGUUCCUCAGCCUCAGCAAAGGGUGA
Messenger RNA from Pterocles gutturalis (yellow-throated sandgrouse), 1622 nucleotides. RefSeq names its product acrosin binding protein (gene ACRBP). The record is from RefSeq and is a predicted model, not a curated record. Gene Ontology annotation, cellular component: acrosomal vesicle; nucleus. Lineage: Eukaryota; Metazoa; Chordata; Aves; Pterocliformes; Pteroclidae. The annotation marks the transcript as partial. Gene Ontology annotation, molecular function: protein binding. The transcript has 9 exons.